Penicillium riverlandense is the source of this 1272-nucleotide messenger RNA. RefSeq names its product CorA family magnesium transporter. Gene Ontology annotation, biological process: mitochondrial magnesium ion transmembrane transport. Gene Ontology annotation, molecular function: magnesium ion transmembrane transporter activity. Bases 1 to 1272 code for a protein of 423 amino acids. The record is from RefSeq and is a predicted model, not a curated record. NCBI's taxonomy places the organism in Eukaryota, Fungi, Ascomycota, Eurotiomycetes, Eurotiales, Aspergillaceae. Gene Ontology annotation, cellular component: mitochondrial inner membrane. The transcript has a single exon.
AUGCAGGGAUGUACGGUGUCAAGAUUUCUUUCCGUUGUGCAGAAAGAGCAUCGACCAGCAUGGUCUGCACUCCGUCAGCUCUACCUCCCACUCGGUCUCCGCACCCACUGUCCCCUUCAACCCCGGAUAACUCCGCUCGUGGCGAAACGGGGAGCUACCACAACAAACAAGAGACUCUAUAUCAACCAUGAUAUCAGGCCUGUUGCCGAGAUCACCCGUCAACACUCCUUCACCCAGGAAGUGUUUAAUCAAUCCCUCGCACUGACCCACAGCCGAAUGAACGAUGGGACCGAGUUGCGGUGCGCGCUCUUCAAUGCGAACGGCUCCAUCGUGUCUCCGGAGACUCGCAUGACCAAAUCUGAUGUUGCAAAACAAUACGGGAUAGACAUGCGCGACCUGCGUAACGCCGAUCUCGUAUCUGAGGGAUCUCCACACAUCCUGGUCCGGCCUUCCACGAUAUUCAUCAGCAUUUUCUCUUUGCGGCUACUUAUCCAGUCAGACCGGGUUCUUCUUUUUCUUCUUGACUCUGAAAACGACGAGGUCAAAAUGCAAGAUAUAUUCGAACAGAACCUUCAAUCGAGAAUACGCACCGACUCAGGGUCCGACGCUUUGCCAAGCCUCCCCUACGAGUUGCGUGUCGUCGAUGCCGCUCUGGCAUCGGUUACAGCAGUGCUUGAAGCGGAGCACCUCCUCCUUCGAGAGGAGGUUGGACAACGACUCCGCGAGUCGCAGUCGCACCGGGAGGAAGGUGUGCAUUCCACUUUACGUGAGUUGCUAGAUCAUCGGAAGAGGCUGGUUACCAUCGAGCAACGUUCGCGCCAAGUACGCUCCGCACUCCAAGAGCUUCUCAACAAUGACGAAGAUCUGGCCACUAUGUAUCUGUCGGAUCAGCGUGCAGGAAAACCGCAUGCCAUUGCGGACCAUCAAGAAGUCGAAUAUCUCUUGGAAGCAUAUUACAAGAAUGCCGAUGCAAUUGCCGAGUCUUCCAGUGCUCUGGGAGGGAAUGCCAGCCGCACGGCAGGAGCGAUUGAGUCGAUGCUAGAUGUGCGGCGCAAUCAGAUCCUGAUUUUGGAGGCACAGCUUGAGAUUUGGAUGCUUGGUUUAGCUGUGCCAACCUUCGUGGCGGGCCUGUUUGGGAUGAAUGUGAUCAACCAUUUUGAGGAGAGUGCCUCGGCAUUUGCUGUGCUUGUCUCGGCGUGUGCGAUUGGAACUACGCUAAUUGCACGGUACGGGAUGAGGAGACUCAAAAGGGUUCAGAAGAUGCAGUUUUAG